AUGAAUCAUCAAAUGUUACAAAUAUCGACUUUGGAGUUUGAUAGUAGUGGAAGAUAUCUUGCUGUUGGAUAUAGCAAUGGAUCGAUUGCUAUUAUGGUGAAAUCGAGUGGUGGUGAUGAUAACUACAGUGAUGAUACCAACAACAACAUCGAUGUAGACGACAUGUUUAUAAUGGAUAACGAUAAUAUAUCGUCGUUGUCGUCACCAUCCGGUAUUGUUAACAAUGAUAUUGAUAUGAUGUUAGAUAGAUCGGAACAACAAGUUGAUCAAUUACAUAUACAACAACAACUACAACAUCAGCUACAACUACAAUCAUCGACAACGACAUCGACAUCGACAUCACUGUCUACCUUUGAUAUUCUAUUUUACUAUCAAGCACACGAGUCAGGUAAAUCAUAUGAACAUGAAGAGAUAUUCAAUUUAAACUCUAUCAGUAUCAACAGUGACUGUCAAACAUUUCUCUCCUCGGAUGAAUUUAGAGUUUAUCUGUGGGAUUUAAAUAUAGGUCAACAAUGUUAUAAUAUUAUCGAUUUAAAACCAUCUAAUAUUCAAAUGUUAACAGAGAUUAUAAGAGUAACCGAAUUUCAUCCUCUACAAUGUAAUUCACUCAUCUAUGGUACGAGCAAUGGAACUGUAAAACUAUGUGAUAUGAGAAUAUCUGCACUUUGUAAUGGUCAUUCAAAGAUUUAUGAAUCGAAACAGAAUAAUCAAUCUAUAUUCUCACAAUAUUUAAAUUCGAUAUUAGAUUUAAAGUUUAACAAGGAUGGUAGAUAUUUCGUUACUAGAAAUCUUGAAUCUUUAAUAAUUUGGGAUAUAAAUAUGGAGAGUAAACCAUUGGCCACUUAUAAUCUAUAUAAUCAAGAGUAUUUAUUAGCAAAGCUAUACGAUAUUGAAAUAAUAACAGGUUCAUAUGAUAAUAAAUCAUUGGUUUGGAAUCCAUUUACCUCUGAUUCAUUUAGUUUUGAAGCAUUACCAUAUCCUCAUCCAUUGCACUAUUCGUCGGCGUUACAACAAUCAAUGAUAUUUGACGAUCAACUAGUAGAUCAACAUUCACACCAGAUGUUUAGCUUUUCAUCUUCCACCACAACUUCACCUUCUUCCAUCGUAAAUGAAUAUGACGAUGAUAAUGAUAGUAUCGGUAACAGUAGUAGUAGCAACUAUUUUACAAACAAUCCAUUUACUUUACAAUCACCACCUCCACUGAUACUCGAGCAACAACUACUGCAACAACAACAACAACAACAACAACAAUGGUUAAAACAAUCAAAUAACAAUAUAUUACCAAUGCCAUCGAAUUCAUCAUCUUCACAACCUUUACCAUCGCCACCGUUACCACCCUCCGCUCUAAUGAACAGUGGCUAUCUCUUUGAGCCAAUACAAAUCGAUAUCUACAAUCAAUUCAAUCAUAUACCAGUUCGUAACUGGUCGAACAUCUCCAACAAUCACAUCAAUAGUUCACCUUUUGUAAAUAGUAAUAAUCACAAUCAACAACAACAACAAAGAAAUCACUCAUCAUCAAGUUCGAUGGGUGUUGACAAACUUACAAUUAAAGACCAUCUCAACUCCAUGAUCAACUGUAUAUCGCAUGCCAACGGAUCAACAGCACUAAGUAAUAAGAAUCAGCUAUUCAUAUAUUCAACAACUUAG
Molecule: messenger RNA, 1647 nt
Organism: Heterostelium album PN500
Lineage: Eukaryota; Evosea; Eumycetozoa; Acytosteliales; Acytosteliaceae
Exons: 7
Coding region: 1-1647 (548 amino acids)
Biological process (GO): peptidyl-serine dephosphorylation
Cellular component (GO): cytosol; protein phosphatase type 2A complex
Molecular function (GO): protein phosphatase regulator activity; protein binding
Source: RefSeq, a predicted model, not a curated record